This is a messenger RNA of Podarcis lilfordi (Lilford's wall lizard), 8404 nucleotides long. The record is from the annotation of a GenBank genome assembly. Lineage: Eukaryota; Metazoa; Chordata; Lepidosauria; Squamata; Lacertidae.
AUGCUGGCCGUACGGCUGCCCGCCCAGCGGGCGCAGUGCUGGGCGCUCUGCGGGCAGCGCCGCGCCAAAUUCACCUACGGGCCGAAGCGUCCUCGGGAGCCGCUGCCCCGCACCCCGUGGACGGUGCGCGGGCCGCCGCCGGGCGCGCCGUUGCCUUGGUACUUACGCAAAGUGCCUCCGGUGCGGGAGCAGCUUCCCGAGCUGGACGUGGUGACGUACGAGGGCAAGCUGCACCGCGUGCCUUGGCUGGCCAAGCCUCGUCACCCCAAGUGGGAGCGCGGGUGGCACGACCCCUGGCACGACGGCGGCCCCCGCCUGGAGGAGAUGCCCACUUACAAGCAGCGGCCCUGCUACGUCUUCCACCAGCGGACUCGCGUGCUGGAAGGUGAGGGCUGCCUGCGGGGCCCGCGCUGACCGAGGCUGGUGGGCGGGGAAGGCCGGCCAGGCUCGGGUGCUUCGUGUCAGGAUGGCUUGGGCUCGGAGGGAGUCCUCGAGUGCAGGCGUCCUGAAUAGGGGAGGGAGGGGGCGGUGAAAGGAAGAGGUUGGUGCCUGCGAAGUGACAAGCUGAGCUUGGGUUAUGCAGAUCAGGCAUUAUUAAUGGCAUGGACACCCCAGUCCUGCAGCUUAGAAAAGGCUCUCCGAGUGGCUGACGAAAAAGACAGUCUCAGAUUAAAAACAGGCAUGCAGCAACAGCACGUGAGGGGAAAGGGAGCUUGUGUACAAGUUUUUGAAGGUCCUGUUCUUAAUGGCACAGUUCUAUAGCUCUCCCGUUAUGGAGAUUUUGGCUUCCUAGGAGAGCAGCUGUCUCCUCGCUGAUGUGGCACUGCUAGCAGUCUUGCUCUUGCUAAAGAGCAGGCCUUUCCCAGAAGCACUCCACAUCGGAGCAGAGCAGGUGACAGUGGCCAGCCUAGGAGGCUAGCACAGUCACAUGGUUCUUCUCUCAGGCAGCUGGCCCAGUGUAAAAUUAUUUAAUAAAUUUGUUCCUUGCUUUAUCUUGCCCAGCAUCGUAAUCGUUAUUUGCAAAGAAAAGCCCAGUAUUGGAAAGUAUAAAUACUGUUAAAGAUGGUAGUUAUAAGAAAGCGGGAACUGCAAAUUAAUGGACACAAACUUGUUGGGCCACAUUGUGCCAACUUAUCUAUACUUGUCCAGGUUUUGUUAAGCAAUUAACUGCAAUGCAUGCAGCAUUUAUAAGGUGGUCUAGGUUUUCUGCUCCAUUUUGUCUCUAGAAUAGCUCCCCCCCCCCCGCUCCAAAUCUUAAAAAGAAUGGUGGAAAAGUCCUUGUUCUUGUGUAAGAGUGAUUGAAGUGCAAGGUGCAGUACUAAAGAUGCUCACUGGUAAUAUAUUAUUUUACUUGAAGGUGUAAAGCAAGCAUUGUGGCUAACCAAGACAAAGCUGACACAAGGUUUACCUCCGCGAAUACUUAGCAUAAUCAAUGACCCAGCUAAUCAAUGUGAAAACCAGGAUGAAAGAGUCCAGAAUGCCAUUUAUCAUGCACGCCUAUGGGGUAGCAGUGAGGAGGAUAUACCUAGAGAAACCUAUUGGUAAGUCUUUGGCUCAAGUUUCCUUUUUUGUUGUUCCAUUGUUUGGGAUCAUUUCUGAAAUUGUCAUAACAGCCUAUAUAUUUUAUUCUUUCAGUAAGGCAGUUAGCAAACAGUGUGGUGACAAAUACAGCAGAACUAAUAGCCUGGAUCAGUUUAUGCCUCCUUGCAGAGCAGUGAUUCAUGCAGAGAUACAGGCAGUUAGUUUUUCAUACACCCUAAAAAGUCAACUUUUGGGGCUGUAAGAAUCAAAUGUGCUGUCCAGUUUUAAUUCAGAAAAAGCAUGCUUUCACUAUCAAGUGUUUGGGGAACUGUCCUGAGAUGUUCCAUGUAGACUGAUUCUGUACUCUUGGCCUUUGUAUGUGUUUAAAUUAAAAACUAGGAAGUUUACUUUUUUAUUACUGCACCUCAGAUGUGUGUGAGGUGUUCUACAGAGUACAUAAGGACAGGUUUCUGCCCUAUUUAGCUUACAGUCAAAAAUCUGACAUGGGGAAGCAACAGAGGAAGGGGAGACAGGAAUGGAUGAUGAUUUUGGUUGCAUGCAGUUGGGUUUGUUACAGUUAAGCAUUGAGGGGGUUGUGCCAAAGGCUUCAUAGAAAAUCUGUGUAUUAAGGAGGGAUUUGAAGAAUAAUUACUUCUGCACCUUUGUUCUGAAUGAGAACAGCUUAUGGAUAAGGUUGUGUAUGUUCUUUGAUUCUGUAUAAGUGCAGAAUUCACUUUAGAAUCUUGACAUGUAUUUAAAAUUAGUUUCUAGUGACUGGCUAAGAAAGAUUGAGGAAUGACUGCUAAAACAUUCAGAAUCUAUAGGGCAGUAGUGUAGGUUAUUAACCAUACUUAAGGACAUAAGAAGAUCACACCCAAAACCCAACUAGUCCAAUGUCCUGCUAUUUACUCUGGCCAAUCAGAUGCCUCUGGGAAGCUCACAAACUCAGCAUAAAGGGAAUGCUACUCCCUCAGCAACUAGCUUUGGAGGUACAUUGGCUAUGAAUCAGGAGGUUUUCUUAAGCCAGUGGUUGGCUUAAGACUGAGUUUAGCCUCUCCAUUUACUUGUCCUAUUGGUCAGUAAAGAUGUGACUGUGCCAAAAAAGGGGGUUGCAGGCUCUACUGAUUUUCAUCAUUGGCAGCUCCUGCAAAGCCUGUGUGGCUCUUUUCAAGUUUCAGCAAGCAGCUGAUCUUAGGUGCUUGCAGAGGCCCAUUUAAAGACCACUGGUUCUGUGCAAGCACAUCUGAUCACCAGUGCAUGCAGAGAGCAUGGUGGAUCAUUGGGGCUUCAAAGUGCUGCCACUGCUCCUGCCUGUCAAAUUUGGUGAUUGGAGGGGUGGGGGAGAUAGGGAUCUAGCCUUCUUGCCUUGCCUUGCCAAUAGCUGCUGAUAGAUCUAACCUAGCCUUCAUUAAUUUGGCUAGUGGUCUUAAUGGCAAUGGAUUCCAUAAAUAAAUUACCGCCUGUAAGAAGAAUUACUGUUUUGAACCUACUGCUGAUAAAUAUUUAAUAAUAAAAAUUAACUCUUUCCACCUGCAUUCGCACCUCCAGUCAUAGCCCAUGACUAGAAGUAGAAUAAAUUAUUCAAAAGGAGACUUGCCAUAGAAUUUGGGUUACCUUUUGCACAGAACUAUUUUAAUGUAGCUCUGCUUAUGCCUUUGCACAAUAUUGUUUCCAGAUGAUUGCCGGUACACUGAUUGGCUUAAUUAUUGAUUCCUGGCAUUCUUAAUAAUGAAUACCUGGUGUACUAUCCUAUGUAUAAUUAACUGUAACUAUAAUUUGAAGUUGUGUUAAGGCAUUUGGCUGAACACAUGAAUGGUCUUCAGUGUAUUUGCCUGCAUAGCACUCCCCCUAGUCCCUGACCAUUAACGUGUUCAAGUACAGGGAAUUUCCACUCACGUGCAAGUGAGGGCGAGUAGGAGCCUGCUGCAGACCUUACAGCUCAACGUGGGUGGUUGGGAACAGUGUUAGAAACUCAGAUACAUAAGCUAGGCACCAAAUGACUCCUUAAACCAGCGUUCCGUUUGCCAAAACGGAAUGUCUAGUUGCCAUUUGGGGGCCAGAUGACUCAAAAGUUGUAUUUUUCAAUACAACUUUUUGGUUUCUGAAAUUCAUUCUGAUUGUGCAGAUAAAAUAUAAUGGGUAGAAUUCUACAGGAUAUGUUGCUAGUGUGUGAAAACAGUCCAGAUCCAAGGAUCCCCAGGCAUCCACCGCCAGAUGAGGGAGAUGUCUGGGCACCAGGAUGGCACCUGACAUCUUCACUUAGUCACAAGUGGCCAAUAGUCAGGUGCAAAAUACACAUAGCAAAUUCUGAACACUGGUUGGAAACAUAGUGUAAAGUGUAACACACAUUUGAGCUUGAACAUGCCUUUAGCCAUUGCAAAUGCUAUAAUACAGUGGUACCUCGCAAGACAAAUGCCUCUCAAGACGAAAAAGUUUUUCGUUUUUUGAGUUGCUUCGCGAGACGAAUUUCCCUAUGGGCUUGCUUCGCAAGACGGAAACAUCUUGCAAGUUUCCUUUUUCUUAAAACCGUUACAGUAAUACAGGGUGCAUUGCUUGAAGAGGUGCAGUUGCGACUUGACUUCGGGGAGCAACUCAUAGCACGCGGUGUGGUAGCCUUUUUUGAGGUUUUUGAAGAUUUUUUUGAAAAAAUUGAAACCGUGCUUCGCAAGACGAAAAAACUCACGGAAUGAAUUAAUUUCGUCUUGCGAGGCACCACUGUAUUUACAAACUAAUGUCCAUGAAAAUUCUGCUAUGUAAUAAUUUGUGAUUUGGGCACUGUCAGUAAAUUAGGUUUUUUUUGUUUUGUUCUGAAGCCCUGUACUUUUAGAAGACUUGCUUCACUUAUGCAGGACGAUGACAGCCAAAUUCCCCUUAUUGGGUAAAAGAAUGUUUGCUCAAGACUACAGAGUGGCAGCUGCAUGGGAACGAGGUAUGUCUCUUUAUCCAAGUAAAAUUGUCUAAAAGAGCACUUCUCCCUGUACUGUCCACCAUAUUGCCUUAAGGUCAGCAGGAGAAGCCCUGCUUAUGGCCACACCCCUGUGAGAUGCUGGGAGGGUGGUGGGACAGGGCAGUGGUGGCUCCUCCGUGGGGAAAUAUGGUCAGCCCUCACCAUUAAGAAAUAAAUGCAUAUGAUCUGUUUGCUCUGAAGCUUAUGGAAUUUUAUUGGUGAUUUUUAUUUAUUUAUUAUUUGGAUUCUGUUUGCAGUUUUUAUGUAUCCAUCCUUUUUUGUAAGCCAUCUUGGGAUCCAGAUUGGAGGAAAUGUGUAGGAUUCUAACAAACAAGUCAAAAUAAGUAUUUUGUUUAUAAGGAAGAUUCUGUAAAAAGAUUAUAAGGUUCACAGCUUAGCAUCAGAAAAAGUGCCCUUGAGGUAAAAUCACAAGAUCCUCUAUGUCAUGAACCUUUUUCUGUAGGUUAAUAAAAAGGGAGUAAGUAGAAAGAUAGAGAAAAUCCCAUAGAGCUAAUUCCCAUCAUCCCCCACUGUUGGCCAGUCUGGUUGGGAACUGAUCGGAGUCCUGACAACAUCUGGCAGGUCACAAGUUUCCUACCCCUACUAUAGAGCCAGUGUUGUACAAGUAACAUUAUUUGUUAGAGCUGUGCUGCUGUAACGAAACGGCUUUUAUAGCUCUCCUGAAAUUAGAGGGGACUGUUCUUUACUGUAAACUUGCAAAAUGUGCACAUUUGAUUAUAAAUGCUGCAUCAUUAACAGGACAUUUCUGUAAAAUACGUAUUGGUAGUUUAUGUUCUCAAAGCACUUGGGACACGUGUGCCUGAAAAUAAUAGAGCUUGAUUGAAAAAUAUGAUCUUAAUUUUGGCCAUGAACCAAUUGAUUUCCUUAGCUUAAUCUGCUGACCAUCUACUCAGUCCCUGCAGUGACUGAUUCCACUUGCUCUCAGUCUUGAAGGGCAGAAACCCUUUAUAGAAAAUAUACCAUGUUUCAUUGACAUCCACACUACCCUAGGUUCCCUUCCUAGCCAAGGGCGUACCAUUACAUUUUCUGGAAAUUGAUGGUUCCAAGAAUACAACAGUAAGCUCCCCUAAGUAAGUAUAUGGGAAGUAUCCACAAUCACUCAAUGAGGACUUGUACAUUUAGCUAUGCAUAUUCAUGGGAAGUGGUGAAGGUCUUCUUUUGCUCAACAUGGGAGGGCGCAUGAAUAGGAGAGUGCUAGCACCUGUUGUCCAAACAGAAAAGAAGAUUGCCCCUUGUGCUAGUGGAUUACAAGAGCAUUUUUGGAAUGGUAUUUAUAUGGGUCAGCUGAUAGCUUCAGCAUAGUUCUAGUGAGGAAGGAUCUAUUUACAGUCCACUGUUUUCCUUUACAGAAUCUGUUCUACUUCAGGUUCGUGGUAUCCACGGGAAGAUUUUGAAUGCAACGAACCUUCUACGGCCUAUAGCCUCCAAAGAUGAGAUAUUAGCCACUGAAAACCACACUUUAGAAACCUUCUACCCUGUUUUGCCUACAAUUGACCUUCAAGAAGUUAAUGCAUAUGACAUAAAAAAUGAUACAGGUAAAUUUCCUAGAGUUUGGAGGAUUAAGAAAAAAAAAUCAUUUUCACAGAAGUUAAUUUGUUAUGGAUGAGAUUGUAUCAGAUGGCAUAUGUGAGAAUAGGGGGUUGUAGUCAAUACACUAAAAUGUCAGGUUUCUUAAUUGCACUUUAGAAAUUGUCUUCUUCUUGAGCAAUGAGUUGUGAAAUAGUUCUAACUAUCACCUGAUUUGUGCUUUAGGUUUCCGAGAAGGGUACCCAUAUCCUUAUCCUCACACUGUGUACAUUGCUCAGUAUGACAGCGUACGUAAAAUGAGGCCACCACAGCUUCAGGCGAAAAUGAUAAUGUUUGCUUUUGGGAAUGCUCUGGCCAAAGCAAAGGAGCUAUAUGGGGUGAGUAUUAAGAUUUUUGUAGAAAAACUAUGGCAUAUGCUGUCCAAAUUAGGAGAUGGCAGUUAGUUGCUUCUAUUCAUCCAAUCAUUCCAUUAAUGGUCACCACGCUAGCUGCUGUUCCUAACUUAGAGGCAAAGGUUUUCUGAAGCUCCUUCUGUGCUUUGCUCUCUAACCUUCCAUGGCCAAGUCCACAUGGGAGCUUGGUGUGUUUCUGAGUUGGUGUUUUGGCAGUGCUAGGACACUGUGGUAUUGUGAUCCAUAAGUUGCAUUAAAACCCCCCCUAAAAAGCUGGCACUUUCCAUUUCUGCUGUGCACAGGGAGUGUGGGAUUGUUGGGGACUGACUAUGAUAUAGGAAAACAAAUUCUUGUUGCUAAAUUGGAUGGUCCUUGUCAUCCAGGAGUCUAGCUGAAAAGCCUUGGUUGAAUUCUAGGUCAGUUGUGGGCGUCAUGGUACUCUAUUCAACAUGAGUUUCUCAUAUAAAAUACUGAAUAAAUAAUAGUCUGGUAAAUGUCUGGUACCUGAACAGAAGAGGAAAAAAGCCCAAUGGGAUUGAAGCAGCUUUUGUAGCUGAUAGUUGGAAUUUGAACUUAUGGGCAUGGAGAGCUGUCACAGAUUGUCCUCAAGUCCUGCAGCUUUUGUUGAGGUUUGGCUUGGCCUCUGGCAAACUCUCCAAGUAGGUGCCACUUCUUUCCCCAAACUAAAAUCAGACAUAAUUGUAGUUCUCUGUCCUGCCAUCCUGUCUUAUCAACUCAAAAUGUUUUCCUGGCCAGAUGUUUGCGCUGCUGUCUAGCAUCUUUCUACCAUCCAUUGUGACCCUUUCCUGCGCUACCUUCUAUCCCCAGUUAUCCACAUGUGGACAGACAACUUUACAUGUUUUCAAGUGCAUUCGGGUGGCAAAGCUUAAGAGUAAAUCAGGGAUGGGGAAUCUGUGGCCCUUCAAGGGUGGUUGGACUCCACUGAUAAGGAUGAUGGGAAUUGCAGUGCAACUGCACCUGGAGGGCCACAAGUUAACCACCUCUGAUACAGCCACACACCAUUCACGGUUUCAUCCAGUUAUAAAAUAGGCAGUAUUCUUCUUUUUAAUACUGUACAGCAUUUCUCUUGACCAACAGAGCUUAUCCUAUGGCUUCUAAUUUCACACUUCCCUCUCAUGCCGAUUUCCAGGAUGAGCCCAGGGUCCUAGAGAACCCCAUUGUUGUGCAGACUGUGGCUACAGAUGGCCAAUGCUUCCAUUUCCUGGUGUUCCAGUUGAAUACAACAGAUCUAGACUCUAGCAAUGGUGUCAAAAACCUGGCCUGGAUGGAUGCAGAUCAUCUUCUGUAUGAGGAUUUCAGGAGUCGUCCAGUAAUCAAGAAGAAAGUUGUCCGGGUAUGUUGAUGAAGGUAGAAUGACUUGCUGCCACAGGAACUCUGUCUAGCUUUAUAGUUUAGACAGAAAAGCUUGGAGACUAAAAGAACCUGAACCGUUAGAGGCAACAUAUUAAUUCUCUGAAACUAGAAUAGGGGGCAUCAUGAACAUCAUUAAGUUAGACUCUCAGUAGCACUGAGCUGCAUCAUGCCCAGCACCCAUGUGAUUACUUAAGAGUGCAUUACAAGCAGAAAUGACCAGUGUGCACGUAAAAGUACACGUAACAUCAUAACAGGCAUGCACAGAUGCCUUAACAAUAAUGCCAUACUCAAGUGCAUGUUGGCUGAUUAGAGCCUGGUUCUGACAACAUCUCUUCAGGAUAUCCAAAAAUUAAAAAAAAACAAAAAAAACCUUAAGUUGUUUAAAUCCUUUUUAUAUCCUCUUCAAGAAAUUGCUUACUUUCCUUUGUUUCAGGGAAGGGACAGGAUGAGAAUAAACUUAGGAUGGUGUUUGAGCACAGUGAAAUGUAUUGCUGUAUUAAUGUGUAUGAUAAGACACUGAAAAUCCAAAUUUUCCCCCCUACAGAUUCCAGCUGGAAUACAUGGCUAUCAACCAGACACAUUCAAGAAGUUCCUGGCAUUGUACUUGCAUGGUGUCGCGUGA